AUGGCGGCCAAGAGUCCAGUGAAACUGUUUGACCUGGAGGAGAUCGCUCGCCACAAUACCAAGAAGGAUGCCUACAUGAUCGUCCAUGGGAAAGUCUACGAUGUAACCAAGUUUAUCGACGAGCAUCCCGGCGGCGAGGAAGUCAUGCUAGACUCCGCGGGCCAAGAUGCUACUGACCCCUUUGACGACGUGGGACACAGUGAAGAGGCAUGGGGAAUCUUGCAAGCUAUGCAGAUUGGUGAACUGAACCAGACGCAUGUUUCACCCAAUUUCAAGAUGCUGGCUUUAUCUGGGUGGAAUGGAAAGCUUCUGGGUGUUGCAGUCUUGGGGAUUGCAAGUGCGGCUGCUUAUGCAACCAAGGCGCUGGAGGAUAUGAAGCCCAAUUCAAUCCUACUUUGCGGCGGGUUUGGUCUCUGUGGUGUUCCUGACACACUGAUCGACGAGAUUCUCAAAAAGCCACAGGUCAAUGGUCUCACCGCUGUGUCGAACAAUGCCGGAACAGAUACAUCAGGGUUGGGAAAACUUCUUCAAACACGACAGAUCCGGAAGAUGAUCUCGAGCUAUAUCGGAGACAACAAGACGUUUGAGAAAAUGUAUCUUACCGGCCAAGUCGAGCUCGAGCUUACCCCCCAGGGAACUCUCGCCGAGCGAUGUGCUGCAGGUGGCAAAGGUAUACCGGCAUUCUAUACGCCAGCCGGUCUUGGGACAGUGGUGCAGACCGGCGACCUGCCAUUGAAGCAUGACACAAAUAGGGUUCCGGAGGAGUACUCGUCGCCAAAGGAUGUCAAGGUCUUUGGCAGGAAGCCGUUCCUGCUGGAGGAGAGCAUCCAAGGCGAUUACGCAUUCGUCAAGGCUUUCAGAGCCGACAGGCUGGGCAAUUGCGAGUUUAGGCUCGCAGCUCAUAACUUCAAUGGCGUGAUGGGGCGGAAUGCCAAGAUGACCAUCGUGGAGGCAGAAGAGAUUGUGGAGCCAGGGGAGAUCUCUCCUGAGUCGGUUCAUCUGCCUGGUAUCUACGUCAAACGGGUCAUCAAAAGCACCACAGACAAGAAGAUCGAAAAGCUCACUUUAGCCACAAAGGCAAACAAGGGUGGCUCAGGGUUGGGUAAAGGAGGAGCGGCUGCGAAUCGCCAACGGAUUGUGCAGCGAGCUGCCCGCGAGUUCAAGAAUGGUAUGUAUGCCAAUCUCGGUAUUGGCAUGCCCAUGUUGGCAGCUGGACUCGUUGGGCCGGGCAUUGAAGUUCAGCUUCAAUCGGAAAACGGAAUUCUGGGACUGGGCCCCUACCCAGCAGAGGGCCAGCAAGAUGCCGACUUAAUCAACGCUGGCAAGGAAACGGUCACGCUGGAGGCGGGUGCUUCUGUCUUCGGGAGCGAUGAGAGCUUCGGCAUGAUCCGCAGUGGCCGCAUCGACCUAACCAUCCUAGGUGCCCUGCAGGUCAGCGCUACGGGUGACCUCGCCAGCUGGAUGCUCCCAGGAAAGGUCAAGGGAUUCGGCGGAGCGAUGGACUUGGUGAGCAACCCAGCUGCCACCAGGGUAGUGGUCACCAUGGAGCAUACGGAUAAGAAGGGGAACCCAAAGAUCGUCAACCAAUGCACCUUUCCCUUGACGGGAAGGGCUUGCGUUUCGCGUAUUAUUACGGAAUUGGCUGUUUUUGACGUCGACUUUUCCCAUGGCCUACACCUUAUCGAGGUCGGCCCUGGCGUGACGGUAGAGGAGCUCGGGAGGAAGACUGGGGCACCCUUUACUGUAGCUAAAGAUUUGAAGACGAUGAUAUAA
Molecule: messenger RNA, 1773 nt
Organism: Fusarium falciforme
Lineage: Eukaryota; Fungi; Ascomycota; Sordariomycetes; Hypocreales; Nectriaceae
Product: Succinyl-CoA:3-ketoacid-coenzyme A transferase subunit A
Exons: 5
Coding region: 1-1773 (590 amino acids)
Biological process (GO): ketone body catabolic process
Molecular function (GO): succinyl-CoA:3-oxo-acid CoA-transferase activity; heme binding
Source: RefSeq, a predicted model, not a curated record